AUGAAAAUGUAUGUGAGAAGCUGGAAGACUGCAGUAGUUUCAUCUAGUCCACUGAUCCUCUUAGGAUUUUUCCGUCUUGUUACAACAACUGGUGUGGAUUAUCAGGUACAUGUCGGUGAAUAUGGUGUGCAUUGGAAUUUCUUCUUCACACUUGCUGCUGUGUCAAUCCUUUCUUCCUUUAUUAACAUUGCUCCUCAAUAUUGUGGAGUUAUUGGUUCACUUCUACUAGUAGGAUACCAGUUCUGCUUGGUGCAAGGUUUAAACCAUUACUUACUUUCUGAUGAAAGAGGAGUGGAUAUUUUAAGUCAAAACAAGGAGGGGAUUUUUAGCAUAUUUGGAUACUGGGGUAUGUACCUUUUGGGCGUUUAUUUAGGAAACUUUCUUAUCUUUGGAAGUCAUUCCUCUGGAUUUAGAAGUAGCAGAUGGGUACGGAUUAGGGUUUGGGCUCUCUCCAUUCUGUUCUGGUUAUUAACUGUACUACUGGACAGGCAUGUGGAAAGAGUUUCACGGAGAACAUGCAACCUUGCAUAUGUUACUAUGAUAUUGGCUGACAAUCUACAGUUGUUAUCAGUUCUAAUGCUGGCUGAUCUUGUUCCUGGAACGAAAACUUCAGUACUUGAAGAAGCAUUCAGUCGGAACUUACUGGCUACAUUUCUACUGGCAAAUAUUCUCACGGGGUUGGUAAACUUGUCAGUCGAUACCCUGUCUGCGUCAUCAAUCAAGGCCCUUGUUAUCUUGUUGGUCUAUGCUUAUAUUUUGUCAAUUGUAAUUGGUAUAUUAGAUUAUUUUGGUAUUAAACUAAAAUUUUGGUGAAGCAGUCUAUUGCUACGCUGUACUCUGUUCUAUUAUUGUUACCAUCUAUUUUCAAAUAAGAAUUCUUUCUUUUAACCAUCUAUUGAUUUUUUUAUAAAAAUCACAUGGCAGUUGUGGUUUAUUUGUAAAGUGAUACAUUAUGAAAAU
Vigna umbellata (rice bean) is the source of this 960-nucleotide messenger RNA. Lineage: Eukaryota; Viridiplantae; Streptophyta; Magnoliopsida; Fabales; Fabaceae. The record is from RefSeq and is a predicted model, not a curated record.